Beauveria bassiana ARSEF 2860 is the source of this 189-nucleotide messenger RNA. RefSeq lists its product as uncharacterized. The record is from RefSeq and is a predicted model, not a curated record. The transcript is spliced from 2 exons. The coding region runs from base 1 to 189 and encodes 62 amino acids. Lineage: Eukaryota; Fungi; Ascomycota; Sordariomycetes; Hypocreales; Cordycipitaceae.
AUGCACUGUCCCACUAGCAAGUCAUUCCCGGAUCUCACUGCACUAGUGAAUGAGUUUUCGAAAGGCGGCGAACCACCGAAAGUGCGUGACGUCAGCGGGUGUCGUCCAGGCCACGCUGCCAUCAUCUCUCAAAAGACCAACAAUCUAGGCCGGCAUCGCAGGGCGCGAAAAGCCGCCGACAUUCCCUAG